GGAAAUGGGCUUAUUAAUAUGUAUGCUAAAUGUGGUGAUAUUGAUCAUGCAAGAUCAGUAUUUGGGCUCAUGGUUGAUAAGGAUUCAGUCUCAUGGAAUUCCAUGAUUACUGGUCUUGACCAGAACAAGUGUUUUGAAGAUGCAGUCAAGAGCUACAAUUCAAUGAGGAAAACUGGUUUGAUGCCUUCCAAUUUCACUUUGAUAAGUGCUUUGAGUUCAUGUGCAAGCUUGGGUUGCAUUUUGCUGGGACAACAACCACAUGGGGAAGGUAUCAAAUUAGGACUUGAUAUGGACGUUUCAGUUUCAAAUACCCUUCUUGCAUUGUAUGCUGAAACUGGACAUCUAGCUGAAUGCCAGAAAGUUUUCUCCUGGAUGCUGGAGCGUGAUCAAGUAUCAUGGAACACUGUGAUUGGGGCAUUAGCUGAUUCAGGGGCAUCGGUUUCUGAAGCUAUGGAUGUUUUCUUGGAAAUGAUGCGAGCUGGAUGGAGUCCUAAUAGAGUAACCUUCAUAAACUUACUUGCUUCCGUUUCAUCUCUCUCAACAAGUAAACUGAGCCACCAGAUACAUGCUCUAAUACUGAAAUACAAUGUUAAGGAUGCUAAUGCCAUUGAGAAUGCUCUUUUGGCGUGCUAUGGAAAGUCUGGAGAGAUGGAAAACUGUGAGGAAAUCUUUUCUAGAAUGUCUGAGAGAAGAGAUGAGGUUAGUUGGAAUUCAAUGAUUUCUGGAUAUAUACAUAACGACCUCCUGUGCAAGGCCAUGGAUUUGGUCUGGUUAAUGAUGCAGAGGGGUCAGCGAUUGGACUGUUUCACGUUUGCCACUGUUCUUAGUGCUUGUGCCACUGUGGCCACACUAGAGCGUGGAAUGGAAGUACAUGCCUGUGCAAUAAGAGCUUGUUUAGAAUCUGAUGUUGUAAUUGGGAGCGCACUUGUUGAUAUGUACUCAAAAUGUGGAAGAAUAGAUUAUGCAUCGAGAUUUUUUAAUUUGAUGCCUAUGAGGAAUUUGUAUUCUUGGAACUCAAUGAUAUCAGGCUAUGCACGCCAUGGCUAUGGAGACAAUGCUUUGAGGCUUUUCACACGAAUGAAGCUCAGUGGUCAAUUACCUGAUCACAUUACCUUUGUCGGGGUGUUGUCUGCUUGUAGCCACAUUGGUUUAGUUGAUGAAGGGUUUGAAUAUUUUAAAUCCAUGACUGAAGUGUAUGGACUGGUUCCUCGUGUAGAACAUUAUUCAUGUAUGGUUGAUCUUCUUGGACGGGCUGGUGAAUUAGAUAAGAUAGAUAAUUUCAUUAAUAAGAUGCCAAUUAAGCCUAAUAUUCUUAUUUGGAGAACAGUUUUAGGCGCUUGCUGCCGAGGAAAUGGUCGAAAGACAGAAUUAGGUAGGAGGGCUGCUGAAAUGCUGUUCAAUAUGGACCCUCAAAAUGCUGUCAUGAACAUCUACCCUUUUUUUCUUCAAUUUUAGAUAGUCUUGGAUUUGCAUAGAGAAGGAAAGUGACCAUACAAGAGGAAUGAAUAAUCAUCUUAUAAUGAAAAGAAUUCCGAGUUAAAUCCCAACCGUUCAAUUGAUUUUAAAAGGUUCCAUUUCAAUCAAAAAAGAUCUUAAGAGCUUCCAUCGAGCAAGCAUCAACAUUUGGGCAUCUAAAUGAAAUAUAAAUACUAGCUUAUUUAACUCCGCUUCCUCCCAAAUUAAAACAAAAAAAAACCCCGGCGCACUUCUCUCUCUCAAACCACCUCACACCCGUCUCUCUCUCCCUCUUUUUGUUGCGUCUUUGGAUCAAAAAGCUUGGUAGUCUAAGGGUUGGUGCUGGUAAUUUGGUUUAUUGUAAUGGAAUCGAAAGGAAGUGAAAUCGAUGAAUUUGAAAAGGCAUUGGAAUCUGCCUUGGAUGGAAGCACAGAAGAAGAGGAAGAAGAUGAAAACGAAGAAGGAGAAUAUAGUGAUGACGAUGAAGAGGAAGAAGAUGAUGAUGAUGAAGAAGAAGAAGAAGAAGAAGAAAAUGCUUUGGAUUCAAUGGAACAAAAUCAACAAUUUGAAUAUGAAGCUCUCGCCGAGAAAAAACGAAAAACACUUGCUGAUGCCAAGGGUGAAGGGUCAGCGAAGAAGGCAAGGCAAGAGGACAUGACUGGAGCUAGCUUGGCUGAAAUAGAGGAGAUAAUGAAUUUUGGUAUGCGAAAAAAGAGACGACGACGAAUGCCCAAGAGAAGAGGCAGGCGGAAGGGAUCAAAAAACAAACUUAGCCCUGAAAUUACACGGAUGUUGGGUGAUGCUACUCUUCACUAUGCUCAUGGUAAUUAUGAAGAGGCUUUAACAGUUUUGAGUGAGGUUGUUAAACGAGCACCGCUAGUGGCUGACUCAUACCAUACACUUGGACUUGUCCAUAAAGCCCUUGGAAAUACUGAAAAAGCUAUGAAAUUUUAUAGGAUUGCUGCAUUUCUGAGACCGAAAGAUUCAUCUUUGUGGAAACUACUUUUUAGCUGGCACGUAGAACAAGGAGACAUAGCUCGAGCAUGGAAGUGCCUUUCUAAAGCUAUAAGUGCUGAUCCUGAUGAUAUUAGUCUAAGAUCCCUUCAUGCAUUAUUUUAUGAUGAACUUGGAGAUCAUCAAAGAGCUGCUGAGUCAUAUGAACAAAUUGUUCGAAUCUGUCCUGAGGAUGUUGAAGCAAUAAAGACAGCUGCAAAGAUGCACCUCAAUUGCGGUCAGAUUAAACGAUGUGUAGGCAUUUUGGAAGAUUAUCUCAAGGGUCAUCCAUCUGAAGCUGAUUUAAGUGUAAUCAUUUUGCUGGCUGAUGUAUUCAUGGAAAUUGAUGCACAUAAUAAUGCUCUUCAGCAUAUUGAGCAUGCUCAGAUGAUCUACUAUUCAGGAAAAGAACUGCCUUUGGAAUUAAUGAUUAAAGCAGGAAUCUGCCAUGUUUUCCUGGGAAAUAUUGAGAAGGCAGAGAUUCACUUUAGUGCACUACAACAGGAGAAUUUCUCCAUUCAUCCUGAAUUCAUUACUAAAGUUGCUGAUGCAUUUAUGAGUACUGAGUGUUUUCACUCUGCGUUGAAGUAUUAUCAUAUGCUGGAGUUGAAUGUUGGAGCUGACAAUGAGGGCGAAAUCCAUGUGAAAAUUGCUCAGUGUUACUUAUCCUUGAAUGAUCGUGCAAAAGCAAUUAUGUUCUUCUACAAAGCUUUGCCCAUGCUCAAAGAUAGCAUUGAUGCCCGAGUGGCUUUGGCGUCGCUCAUCCUUGAAGAUGCUAAAGAAGAUGAGGCUAUUUCUUUGCUUUCUCCUCCCAAAGAUUUGGAUGCAGAUUCUCUCGAUUCUAAUUCCUACAUGCAAAACCCAUGGUGGCUUGAUGGGAAAAUAAAACUAAAGCUUUGCCACAUAUAUAAAGCCAAAGGGAUGCUUGAAGACUUUGUUAAUACAAUAUCACCCUUGGUCCGUGAGUCACUCUAUGUAAAAACCCUUCGUCCAAAGGUGAAGAAAAGGCUGACAAUAAGUGUUCUGCGUGAAAGAAUCAGUAUUCUGAAUGUUCAGGAAAAUGAUGAUGUUUUUGGAGAAGUGAGACCACUGGCUUCUAAAUCAGAUCUAUUGAGAGCUUGCAGAGCAAGAAAGUUGCUUCAAAAGAAGGAAGAACAGAAAGCAGCUGAUAAAGCUGCUGGUAUUGAUUUGCCUAGUGACUAUUCAGAUGAUGAAUCUCUGCUAGAAAACAGAGUUUCUCCUCUGCAUGAUUUUUUAAAGGACGAAGCGCAUCAUGAUCUUAUUAUAGAUUUGUGCAAGGCAUUGCAAUCGUUGCAAAGAUAUUCUGAAGCUCUGGAGAUUAUAAAUCUCACCCUGAGAUUGGUUUCUGAUAAACUGCCUGGUGAUAGGGAGGAGCAACUUCAGUCUCUUUUAGCUCAAAUAUCUUUUAACGCCACGGAUCCUAAACAUGGUUUUGAUUAUGUAAGAUCUGCUAUUCAGAAACAGCCGCACAGCAUUGCUGCCUGGAACUGUUAUUACAAAAUAACCUCAAGAUUGGGAAAGAGCCACUCAAAGCAUGCCAAAUUUCUACGUUACAUGCGAAACAAACAUAAAAGGUGUGUUCCACCUAUAGUCAUUUCUGCUCAUCAGUUUACCAUGCUCAGCCAUCAUCAAGAUGCUGCAAGAGAAUACCUAGAAGCUUAUAAACUGAUGCCAGAAUGUCCUCUAAUUAAUCUGUGUGCGGGAACUGCCUUGAUCAACUUGACCCUUGGAUUUAGACUCCAAAAUAAGCACCAGUGUCUUGCACAAGGCUUGGCAUUCCUCUAUAAUAAUUUACAGCUAACAGAGAAUAGCCAGGAGGCAUUAUAUAAUAUCGCCCGUGCCUAUCAUCAUGUUGGACUAGUGUCUCUAGCAGCUUCAUAUUAUGAAAAGGUGCUUGCAGCUUGCGAGAAGGAUUACCCCAUUCCGAAACUUCUGAAUGAGAAUUCAGAAAUGGAAAAUAUGAAACCAGGUUACUGUGACCUGCGCAGAGAAUCUGCUUAUAAUUUGCAUUUAAUAUAUAAAAACAGUGGAGCAUUUGAUCUUGCUAGGCAGGUCUUGAAAAAUCACUGCACUUUCUGACUAAACAUCCUCGACACUGACAUCAACUGGUUUGCAAGAAUUGCAGGUCUUCUUUUUUGCACAUAUAGCUCUCUAAAACGAACAUUAGGUAAAUUUAUUAUUUAACUCUUUCCAACUUUUAUUUUAUUUUAUUUUGUACUUUUCUCUGUCAUGGAGUUUCUUUGGGGUGCCAUUUUCAAUGUUCUUAACUGUACCCACCCAGAGAAGAGGAUUUGUCAACAGAAACUUUACUACCAUUUAGCAAAACUGGGUAUGCCUCUUCGAGCUA
This is a messenger RNA of Populus trichocarpa (black cottonwood), 4816 nucleotides long. RefSeq lists its product as uncharacterized. The transcript has 19 exons. The record is from RefSeq and is a predicted model, not a curated record. Lineage: Eukaryota; Viridiplantae; Streptophyta; Magnoliopsida; Malpighiales; Salicaceae. Gene Ontology annotation, biological process: transcription by RNA polymerase III. Bases 1819 to 4548 code for a protein of 909 amino acids. Gene Ontology annotation, molecular function: protein binding. Gene Ontology annotation, cellular component: transcription factor TFIIIC complex.